Funneliformis geosporum is the source of this 144-nucleotide messenger RNA. The record is from the annotation of a GenBank genome assembly. NCBI's taxonomy places the organism in Eukaryota, Fungi, Glomeromycota, Glomeromycetes, Glomerales, Glomeraceae.
AUGUAGAAGAAACAAAUAUAAUUUAUGAUAAGAAAACCAUGGAAGAUAUACAACAAGAUAUAUAUCAAGAAGAUAAUGAAUAUCGACAAGAGAAUCAACUAGAUAUAGUUGAUAAAGAUUCUAAUACAGAUUCUGAUAUAAUGA